Amoebophrya sp. A120 is the source of this 1572-nucleotide messenger RNA. NCBI's taxonomy places the organism in Eukaryota, Dinophyceae, Syndiniales, Amoebophryaceae. The record is from the annotation of a GenBank genome assembly.
GCGCUCUUUUGGUUUGUUUCUUUCCGAUUCGAAAGAUCAGCUACAGUGUGCGGCUUUUUGAUCCGUUUAAGUUUCAUUCUGAAGAUCAUUCGCGCUCGCACUAGAACCACUUACAUCGGAGGCCCAUGACGAUCGAAACUUUGAAGCGUUAGGAAAAGGGGGCUUGUGUAGUUGCAGCUAGAAUAGGAAGGAGAUCAUGCGUGUCUUUUUACUGACCGCCCUGGCGGCUGUGUCAGCCGAAGCGCGGUCCCUGCUCAGCCGAAGCAACACACAUCACAUGGAUCUUGUGCAGAAAGCGACGAAUGCCACGGUGACCGGCGAGGUUUACUUUAGCGAUAACAAGAUUUUCGGUGCAGGUGUUGGUGGGUCGCAAUCGUCGAUGGAUUGCCAGAAAGUCUCUGCCAACUACAGGGAAAGCUCGACGGAACCGCGCAUCAAGGUACGGAAUUUGUGAUAGUCUACGUAUUUUGAAAGCACGAUCUUAAAUGUUCGUGCGAACUAAAAGAUAACAGACAUGCUGAAGCUAUAUAGUGAAGGACUGUAGGUCUACCGUGUUUCUUUUGUCUCAAUCUAAAUCAAGAUCAACUUUACAAAAUUUAAAUCUGAAUAGGUGUGCGGCGUGAACCUGAAAGUCACCUUGUUCCUGUGGAACGACUGCCAAGCUGGUUCCGUCAGCCCGCUGGAGAUCGGUGCCUGCGACUCGUCCAAGCCCGCCUCGACGUGUGAGGAGUUCUCGCCCGGGAGCGAGGGAGCCCCAGCAGGCAUGCAGCACUUCCUCAGUUACCAGAUCGGCAACUGCGAAGCAUAAAAACUUUAGCAAUUUGUUUCGCAAUUCUGACACAUUUGCGUUCUCUCGUUCCGCCGUGCUACACGGAACUAGUUUAUCUUUAUGUUUUUGAUGCCUAGUGCGCGAGCGUAAGAAUCUUUUAAGCUGAUAGAAGCUUUCUUGGGAGAGCACGCAUGCUUCUGUAUCGUAUCAUUGUAACACUGAAAUUGAAUCUUUAUCGUAUCAAAUUGGUAGCGUGUUGUUUUUUGUAUCGUAUCAUUGUAUCAUUUCACCUAAAAAAAACCUCAAAUCGUAUCAUUGUAGCAUCGUAUCGUAUCAUUUUUGUUCACUGGUGUGGGUUUUACCAAGACGUGCUUCGCAUUCAGCAAAGGAGGUGCUUGUUUCGCGUUUGGUGCUCAGUAACCGAAGAGUCACAUGUACAAAGUAUGAUUGUGUCAUCAAGCAAGGGGUAAACGAAAAGAUCGGACUGCCCUUCUUUAUACUGUAAGAUGAAGGUGAAGCUACUUCCGUGGCGUGUUACUUAGCUGUUGCACAUUCUCAACAAGGUGCUUAGAAGUCUUUGUAUGAUACCAUAGGCCUUCCACAAUGGUUUUGUACAUCACUUACUUGCAAAUGGGGUGGUGUGGUUCCACUGCGCACUUUCAGCGUAGGCGUGAUUGCAAUCAAGAGAUUGAUCAUGGCGGUCCGAGGGCAUGUGAGGCCGAAAAAUUCAUGGUGCGAGACCCAGGACACUCACAGUGAGGAUUUAAAUUGCCCGAACAGGAGUGCGAGAGACAGGAAUAGAG